CGCUGCGAGGAGUUUGAGAUCUACGCCGAAGAAUUAAGGGGAGAUCACUGCGUGGAGAUUGAACGCUGGUGUACAACGCAGAGAAAGGGAAGAAACUCCGAUUACACACAGUAAAAGGAAAAAGUUGAUGGUAGGAACUCCGAUAACGCAUUGUAAGUGAUAACGCAGUGCAAUGGGAAGGAACUCUGAUCACAGUGCUAGGUGAAGUAACUCCGUAAACGCAGUGCAACUGGAAAAUACAGACUUAACUCUAGUUCGAAAUGGAAAGUAAUGUUGAUGAGGAUUUUUUGAAACUGCAGAAGCUCUUACGUGAAAGAGAUACCUGUACAAGUGAUGUGACGGCGCCACCACUCGAACCACCGCCUGCGUAUGAUAAAAUAAACAGUGAAACGCAUCAAGACGUUGCACCGCCAUACUUUUAUAAACCGGAGGAUCAAACAAAUAUUGAUGUUCUGCCACCGGAACCAAACCCUGGGGCAGCAGACGUACUUGUGCCACCAUCAGAAAAAACAGUCGAAUCAGUAGUUGAUGAGAAAAAAACAGAAACAGAUGAAGACCUUGAUGCAUUGUCGUGUAUUUUAGUAUCAUUAUUUUGCCUGAUGUGGGUAGCAAUUGCCGGACUAAGCAUAGCUAAAAUUGCCAUGGGAUCGUCAUAUCUACACGACUGUGAUAUCCGAUUUAUGAUCCCAAUUUACCUCAUUGUGAGCGGGCUUGCACCGCUAUAUUUCACAAAACUUAUCUGCGGAGGUGAUGAUAGCAGUGACUGCUCUUUAUGGCAGAUAUGCUGGUCAAUCGUUGGAUUCUUAUUUUGUCUUGCCUGGCUUAUAUGCGGUUCGGUAUGGGUGUACCCUACUUAUAGCACUGUGAUGGCAGAAGACUUCAGACCGUGUACCGCAACAAUAACAGAAAAUUGUUCUUAUGGAACUUGUGACACAGUUAUUAUCAAAUUUGCAUUUGCCAUGGUCACGCUUGAUUGGAUUUUUCUGGUGCUAAUGAUAGUACUUUUUAUUUGGGUAGUGAUUAGAGAUAAAAGUGAUAAAAAUUGAAAACAUUCGCAUUUUGGCUUUCUUAUGAAAGCAAUGUAUGAAGACAAAAGGAAACGCUUUGGUGAAAUUUGAGUUUAAAGGCUUAUAUGGUACAGUUUCAGAAAGAAAUAAUUUAUAAGAAGAAUGGAAAAUGUGUAAUACAAGUUUGUUUUUUAAACAUUUGAAUUUCGAGUUAUCUGCCCUUGAAUUUGAAAGUUUCCUUAAUAUCUGAACGACAGGUAAUUUACAGUUAGUCGAAAGAUGAUCAAUUUGUUUUUCAUGUACAUGUAGCUGACUUCCUUUCGUGUGAUUUAAAAUUCUAUUAAAGACCUGCUUUCGGGUAACUUUUUAUCUGUUAAAGUGAAUGGCCUAUAAUGAAAUGUCUGUAAUACAAUAAAAAAUACGUUAAUAGUUUUUAGUAAUAUAAAUAGCAACAAACAACGUAAAAUUAUUCAUAAAUGUUAUUGACGAGAGUGAGAUACAUAACCCAAUAUGACAUAAUUAUAUCUAUAUAGCAAUUAAUAAAAUGUUUUAGAACAAAAUAUUAAUAUUCAUCAUAAAAAUUUUCAUACGAAACUACUAAGACCUUUGUCAAUCUUUUUUUUUCAAAAUUUUGUCUACCUUUAUUUUCAAAUCAUUGUUCAUAAGAAUAUCAAAAUCAUACAUUUCUAUUGUUUUUAUUAGUAUUUGAAAUAAUUUUGGAAAAUAUGCCCAUUGUAGACCAAUCCACUUUAAACCUAAGCCAAUUUUCUUUAAAAAUGAUAUAUUUUUCAUGAAUUGUUAGUCCCUUGAAACUGAGAAAAUGUAACAAAAAUGUUGAAUGGAACUUCACGAAAUUUUGUAUUAUGACAAUGGAUAAAGUAAAAAAAAGUAACCAUUAGAAAAAGUAAGGUAUUUAAAACCGUUAUGUAAGUUACCUUCUUUUGACAUAACUGAAUUUUCAAAUUCAAGGGCAGAUAAGUUAUCAAGAAGGUAACUCAAGGUCAAGCUCGAUAAGUUUUCGUACGAUAGCCUUCCUUUCUUCGCGUUAUCACAUUCUAAGAUCAUGCAAAUUCUGUCGUGCACUUUUCAUUCUGCCUAAAUGUCUAAAUCAAGUAUAGCCUUAAAGUUUCAAGUACCGUUGUCCUAUUGUUGUUUUUGGCUUGUAUGGACCGCGGCAACAGCGUCGACAUAGGCGAUAUAUCGACAUAGGCGGUAUAUCGAUAUACACGAUUUCGUUAUAAGAGGAAUUUACUGUAGAUGUAUUAUCUUGCAUUUAUUGAAAUAUUAUACAUGUAACUUUGGAAAUAUUGAUCACUUUACUCAUGUGACUAGUGUACGGGCAGAGAAAGUGAGCAUUGUUGAUAUUUCAGCUGAGUGAAUGCCUGUACAGAAUUAAGCAUAUCAUAAUUAUGUCAAAUACCUGUAUGAAAUUGAUACAUGAAAUAUGCCUUACAUUUUUACCUUUUGCUUAAAUAAAUAAUUUGAAAAUUCUAAAUUUGCUGUUGUACAAUUUUUUCGUAUAUUUUCUUAUUUUGUAUGAUGUAAAUUUUGUAUGAUGUAAAUGAUGAUGUAAAAUGUCGAGGCUGUAAAAUAAAACAAACGUCUUAUCAUUUUAUCUUUACAUAUUUGUCAGUGAUGAUAUCUGAAUGUUUUUGCUAUACAUGUACAUUUUUUGUUAUUAUUAAAGUUAAUGUUUUG
Ruditapes philippinarum (Manila clam) is the source of this 2705-nucleotide messenger RNA. RefSeq lists its product as uncharacterized. The record is from RefSeq and is a predicted model, not a curated record. NCBI's taxonomy places the organism in Eukaryota, Metazoa, Mollusca, Bivalvia, Venerida, Veneridae. The transcript has 8 exons. Bases 261 to 1046 code for a protein of 261 amino acids.